AUGGACGACCUCGGCAACCAUACACAGCUACGGCCUUACUAUGACCCCGAAACAUUCAAUGCUGGAUACACCGCGGUGUUCAAGCCGGACCGUGGGGUCGUGGACGCAUGCGGGCAGACAAUCGCGUCCAAGCUGAAUACCGUCGCCCAACAGGGCGUCAAAAAAUUUGGCAGGAAGAUAGGCGGCCAGGGGCGGAUGCUAAGCGAGCUCACGACCGGGCUCAAGGCGCGGUUUGAUGGGGAGCCGCGGCUGGAGGGUCUUGAUGGCCGCGUUGCGAAGGGGUUCGGGCAGCUGGAGUGGAACGAUCUGCUCAACUACCGCAUGUGGCAGGGUCUGCUGCAGCGGCUGCUGCAGGAUUUCCUCAGGAAGUACUGCCAGCACCUCAUCCAGCUGCCGUUCGACACUGCGCGGCUGCUGCUGCAGGUCGGGGACUUUGGCGGGGUUGAGAGCGCGCAGCAGCGGCAGGACAAGGCUGCGGGCGGCGACGAGGACAGCGGCGACGAGGACGUGGACUACUUUCCCAGCAUCAGCUCGCAGAUCAACGACAGCGAGCGGUGGCGCGGGCACACAGACGACCCCGAUGCAACCAAAACGCACGUCGUGCAGCCCACGGGACUGCACACGAUGGACGUGCUCAACGCCGUGAUGGACAAGGAGGGGACGCGCGGCGUGUGGCGCGCCAACAACACGAUCUUCAUAUACAACUUCCUGUCGGAGUCGCUCGACGCCUGGUUCACGGGCCUCCUCUCGCCGUUCCUGCAGAUCCCGGACCCGUACUUCAUCGACAUCAUCAACUCGCCCGACGUGCAGAAGUCCGUCGCGCUGACCUUCGCCGCGGCCAUCUUCACCGGUUUGGUCCUGCUGCCACUCGACGUCAUCAAGACGCGGCUGGUGGUCGGCGCCGUCGCCAGCACGCACGAGCGCUCCCUGCGCAGGCUCGUCAAGCGUUGGUCCUGGAGGGAGUACAUCCACUCCCUGCCUGGCGAGCUCGUCGUACUCAACGUGCUCAACUCGCUGCUGUCCAAGGCGUUCCGCGUCUUCACCAGCAUCGGGCUGCACCGGCAGUACAACAUCGACCGCUUCUCUAGCCGUUACGCCUUCCACACGCUUGAGUUCCUCUCCGACUCCCUCCAGCUCUUCUUCAAGCUGCCCGUCGAGGCGCUGCUCAAGCGCGCAGAGCUACACUACAUCCUCGAGCCCGCCUCGCCCUUCCACCUCCCCGCCUCCGAGCUCAUCGUGCGGCCCCGUGCCUACCACAACGUCUUCGUCACGCUGCGCGACUACCACCGCCUUCCAGAGCUGUGGCGCGGCUGGCGCAUCGGCCUCACCGGCGUCGUCUGCAGCCACGGUCUGCGCCUCAUGGAGGCCCAGCAGACCGUCCUGGAAGAGGAGGAAAAGUUCUGA
Messenger RNA from Eremothecium gossypii ATCC 10895, 1404 nucleotides. It is a transcript of the gene UGO1, whose product is annotated as mitofusin complex protein UGO1. The coding region runs from base 1 to 1404 and encodes 467 amino acids. The transcript has a single exon. NCBI's taxonomy places the organism in Eukaryota, Fungi, Ascomycota, Saccharomycetes, Saccharomycetales, Saccharomycetaceae. The record is from RefSeq and is marked provisional.